AUGAUCUAGGCGCUUAGUUGUGUAUCAUCAUCCUGGUAGCAGAAAACGACUUGGAAACUACUAGCAGUAUGUCAGUCCGGGGUGUUAUUUAUCACUUACAGUCAUGAAGGAAGAAACCGAUGCAUUUCCGAUCAGACGGGACAUUCUUUCACGAUGAGAAUUCAUUGCAAAAUUGUGGUGAUUGCAGUAUGUUUCGGAGUUUUUCUACUUUUGUACUUUUUAGGGGGGAAUGCCGCAGACGAGCCGCCUUUGAAAGAAGUUGAGAAAGACAGCUACUUUCAAUCCUCCUCUGGACCUGGAAACAUAGUUUCAGUGAAAUUGCCAAAAAAGUCACAUGAAGAACCUCAUAUAGCCCCCAAACACCCACGUCUGAACCGAAAAGACGUGAAAAUAUCCAUCAGAGGAAGCGAUGUCAACGCAAAGCUUAGGCAGAAGAGUGAUGUGGGGCGCCUUGUGGCAAAGAGCGGCGGCCGGGUGUCAGACAGCAGCAUCAUGCACUUGGCCGUGGUGGCCUGUGGGAACCGGCUGGAGGAGACUCUCACCAUGGUCAAGUCUGCCUUGAUCUUCAGCAUCAAGAAGAUCAAGUUUCACAUCUUUGCCGAGGAGGACCUGUCCUCGGAGUUUGAAAAAGGGCUGAGCCAAUGGCCCCGUCCUUUCUCGGCCAAAUUUCAGUACAGCAUCUACCCCAUUACCUUCUCUGUGGGGAAUGCAGACGAGUGGAAGAAGCUUUUUAAACCGUGUGCUGCUCAGAGACUCUUCCUGCCAGUCAUACUGAAGGACGUGGAUGCUCUGUUGUAUGUGGACACCGAUGUGCUCUUCCUGCGGCCAAUGGAUGACAUCUGGAGCUUUUUCAAAGCCUUCAACAGCACCCAGCUGGCUGCCAUGGCUCCGGAACAUGAGAUCCCAAAAAUUGGCUGGUACAGCCGCUUCGCCAGGCAUCCGUUCUAUGGGGUGACGGGCGUCAACUCUGGUGUGAUGCUCAUGAACCUCACCAGGAUCCGUAGCACCCUGUUCAAGAAUAGUAUGAUUGCCACUGGUCUGUCAUGGGAGGACAUGCUUCAUCCCCUUUACCAGAAGUACAAGAACCACAUCACAUGGGGUGACCAAGAUCUCCUCAACAUUAUUUUCCACUACAACCCAGAAUGUUUGUACACAUUUCCAUGCCAGUGGAACUACAGGCCGGACCACUGCAUGUAUGGCAGCAACUGCAAAGGGGCAGAAGAAGAGGGUGUGUCAAUUCUUCAUGGAAAUCGAGGGGUGUACCAUGAUGACAAGCAGCCAGCCUUCAAAGUAGUGUAUGAUGCCAUACACGAUUAUCCUUUUGAGGAGAAUCUUUUCCAGUCACUCUUCUUCCCUCUUCAGACCAAGUUUCUUGACACCGUGAAUACACUGUGUGGUCGAAUUCCACAGGUAUUUCUGAAGCAGGUGGAGAAGACCAUGAAGGCUGUGUAUGAGAAGAGAGUGGUCAGGCAUGUUAACCAUCCACCUGUUUAACAGCUUUGAACCACAUUGGUG
Molecule: messenger RNA, 1515 nt
Organism: Clupea harengus (Atlantic herring)
Lineage: Eukaryota; Metazoa; Chordata; Actinopteri; Clupeiformes; Clupeidae
Gene: gxylt2
Product: glucoside xylosyltransferase 2
Biological process (GO): protein O-linked glycosylation via N-acetylgalactosamine
Molecular function (GO): UDP-xylosyltransferase activity
Source: RefSeq, a predicted model, not a curated record